Messenger RNA from Mollisia scopiformis, 1770 nucleotides. RefSeq names its product MFS general substrate transporter. Gene Ontology annotation, cellular component: membrane. NCBI's taxonomy places the organism in Eukaryota, Fungi, Ascomycota, Leotiomycetes, Helotiales, Mollisiaceae. Gene Ontology annotation, molecular function: transmembrane transporter activity. Gene Ontology annotation, biological process: transmembrane transport. The transcript has a single exon. The record is from RefSeq and is a predicted model, not a curated record. Bases 153 to 1730 code for a protein of 525 amino acids.
UGUUCUUUGUGUUCGGUAUCCAAAAAUUUUUGUUAAGGAGUGCUUUUGGUGUUCGCUUAUUUGUUCACGUGCCACUUACCGACCCCUUUUUCUCUUUCAACUAGGUACCUAGUCCCUAUGUAAGUUUUGGUACUACGAUAUCAAAAAUAGACAUGAGCACAACACCAAACUCAGAGAUCCAUUCUCCAAAUGACACAGAUCUGGACCUCGACCCCGCCGAACUAGCCGCCAUGAAAGAAGAAUCGCCCUCCCUCUACCCAACGCAAAGCCGCGUCGAACCCCCAAAAUCGCUCUUCAAAGAGAUAUGUUUCGUCGGCGUGCUCUCCAUGGCGCAACUCAUGACCCAAGCUUCUCUCGGCCAAGCCAUCGCUCCUCUGCACAUCAUCGGCGCUUCGUUCGGGACUACGAACCCGGGCCAACUUUCCUGGUUUCCUGCCGCGUACUCUCUUACUGUCGGUACAUUCAUCCUGAUUGCGGGGAGAUUGGGAGAUUUGUAUGGCCACAAGAGGUUCUUCAUCGCGGGGUUCUUGUGGUAUGGAUUAUGGUCUCUCAUAGCGGGGUUCAGUGUUUACUCGAGGAAUUCGCCGAUUUUCUUUGAUAUCUGUCGGGCGUUGCAAGGGAUUGGACCAGCAUUCCUACUCCCGAAUGCACUUGCGAUUAUGGGGAGGACGUAUAAGCAAGGGAGGAGGAAGGAUAUGGUGUUCAGUAUCUUUGGGGCUACUGCGCCUUCUGGGUUCCUCGUCGGAGCAGUCUUCUCCUCGCUCUUUGCACAGCUGGCGUGGUGGCCGUGGGCUUUUUGGACCAUGGGGAUGAUCAACGUCGCGCUUGCGGUGGCGGCAUAUUUUGCUAUCCCUCAUACGCCGAGUCCGAUACAUGAGAAUGACGGGACGAGUAUGUUUGCCCGGAUCGACGGGUUCGGUGCUAUCAGUGGUGUCGUGGCGUUGGUGCUCAUCAACCUUGCAUGGAACCAAGGACCGAAUGCCGGAUGGUCGACGCCUUAUGUCUAUAUCAUGCUCAUUAUCGGCUUCGUCUUCAUCGGUGUCUUCGGAUUCAUAGAAUCGAGGGCCAAAUAUCCUUUGGUACCAAUGGAUGCCUUGACGAAGGAUACCGCGUUCGUACUAGGCUGUAUAGCAGCCGGAUGGUCGAGUUUCGGAAUCUGGGUGUUCUAUCUUUGGCAAUUCGUAGAAGAGCUCCGCGGACAGAGUCCGCUUCUCACCAGUGCGCAGUUUGCACCAUGUGCCGUCUCUGGGUUGGCAGCUGCCCUCACGACAGGAGCUGUACUGCACAAACUAGGGCCGAGCGUCGUGAUGAUGGCCUCCAUGCUCGCCUUUACCAUUGGAGGCGUCUUAAUCGCCACUGCACCUGUGGGACAGACAUAUUGGGCCCAGACUUUCGUCAGUAUCGUUAUUAUGCCGUGGGGUAUGGAUAUGAGCUUUCCAGCUUCGAAUAUCCUGUUGAGUAACCACAUGCAUCACGAUCACCAGGGUGUCGCUGCGAGUUUGGUCAACACUGUCAUCAAUUAUUCAGUCAGUAUCGGACUUGGUUUUGCUGGAACAGUAGAGAGCCAGGUGAACCAUGGAGGUAUGGACUUACUGAGAGGAUAUCGAGGUGCGUGGUAUAUGGAGAUUGGGUUGGCGUCUUUGGGCUUAUGUAUAUCAUUCUUGUAUGCUUUGACUCAGUUGAGUGAUAGAAGUCGAAACAAAAAGCAGGAUGAGGCUGGAGGCGCAUGAUAGAUCGUAGAAUUAUAGAGCUGAAAUAGAUAUGAAACCU